CAGUGACUGAUUAAACCAGGAUGAGGGGAGGAGAUCUCCGUGAAUGAAUGGCGCCUUUCAUCGGAAUCUGCACAUCAUCAGGCAUGCGGACCGCAGAGGAUCAACGCGCCUGAAGCCGAAGCCACCGCGAGCGUUCCCGACGCGCCGCGCCAUGGGGAUUCGACACUUUCUGCUGCUGCUCAUUUAUCUGGACCCGCUCAACGUGUUCUGCACCCUGACUGCCAAACGAGCCAAACCUGCGCCCAAAAGAACGCAGAAACCAAAGGAACUGAACGGAACCACCGUCGCGACGCCCGCGUCCACGCAGCGCGUCAUCCAGGCGCGCGCGCACGAGACCUGCCUCGGGUACUACGACGUGAGCGGCCAGUUCGACAAGGAGUUCGAGUGCAAUAACACCGAUCACCGCUACUGUUGCGGGUCCUGCUACCUGCGCUUCUGCUGCCAGUUUAAAGGCAACCGGUUAGACCAGAGAACAUGCAAGAACUACAACAAACCGGACUGGGUGAAAACUGCGCCCCCUUCCCCUACACCAACAGGUGAUACUUACGACCCCAGCAUGGACCAAACCAACACCGCGGUCUACAUCACCUGUGGGGUCAUCGCUUUUAUAAUAGUCCUCGGGGUUUCCACUAAAGUCGCUUAUGACAAAGCAACCCAACCUCCUCAGGAAAUGAACAUCCACAGAGCCCUUGCAGAUAUACUUAGACAACAAGGACCGAUUCCUAUAUCUCAGUACGACUGUGAGAACUUUGCUGCGAUGAACAGCUCCUCCAAAGACGACACGCCACAGCGAACGGGCUCCAAAAACCACUACACCCCCGUCCACAGCUCCAAAUCCAAUCACGGAGCUCAUUACUCGAAGGAGAGCACUCGAGGAGGCGGACACGACCUGCACAACUUCAUCUCCUCCGGCUUUGUAACACUGGGCCGAAGUCACGUCAAAGGGGAGAAGCAAUGGCCGGUUCGCUCUCAGAGUCACCAUGGAGUCCAUCAACAUAAUUACAAUCAUCUCGGUCUCAGUAGCCCAACGCGAACACCGAAAAAUGCUCACAGAUCUCUGAGGCACGAAAGCACCCGGAUGAACAGUAUCCUCACCUCACAGACCGAGCCAUACGAUCUGUCCUUCUCUCGCUCCUUCCAGAGUCUCUCUCAUCUCCCCCCUUCAUACGAGUCUGCCGUGAAAGCUGACCUCAACAAAUACUCCUCGCUCAAGAAACUAACGGAUAAGGACGUCGACGACUACUACACCAGGAAGAGGAAUCUCCCAGACCUGGCGGCCCGAGGAACUCUUCCUCUGCACAUGAUGAAGAUGAACCAGGAUCCCCCGAGCAGCCAGCAGCCGCAGCCAGCGCCCCGCCAGCGCCCCCGCCGGGUCCAGAGGGCCAUGUCCCAGGACCGCGUGCUGUCCCCCGAACGCAGCCAGGAGCUCGACUACCCCACGUCCCCCUACGCCAUCUCCCCGUACGGCGGGCGGAUCCUGUCCGACGAGCAGCUCCUGUCGGCCGAGCGUCUGCGCUCCCACGAGCGGCUCAUCUCGCAGGAACGCCACUACUCGCAGGAGCGCAUCCACGCGCAGGACCGGCUCUACUCUCAGGAACGCCUGCAUUCCCAGGACCGCCUCCAUUCCCAGGACCGCCUCUACUCGCAGGAUCCACUCAUCUCUCCCGACAAGAUGAUGUCCAUCAAGCGCUCCGGGUUCCCCAACGACAAGUCCAUGUCUAGAGCCAUAUCGCACACGGACGUGUUCAUGCCCACCACGCCCCUCCUGGACCGAUAUAAGAUGACCAAAAUGCACUCCCAUCCCAGUGCCUCGAACAACACGCCACAGAACACUUCCACCAUGAACCAGACGGCCUCCAAGAGACAGGCCUUCGCCUCGCGCCGCACACAGACGGUGGAGCAGCUCCACUACGUGCCGCAGCACCACCACCACUACCGCACCGGGAGCAAGACCGAAGUAACUGUUUAACCGCUCGCGGGCCGGCAGAAGCAUACACUCGUCUCAGAUCCGGUUCUGCAGGAACUGACCCAGCACCAGCUACUCUAGAGCCACACCCAGACCCUCCUGUGUGCAUUUCCAUCCAGUUAUAUGUGUUUGUUUAUCACUAAUGAGGAAGGACUUCUGCAUUUGUAAGGGCUUUGCAUGGGGAUUCGCAGACUGCGUCAGAAGAAAGAACGUAUGAUGAAAGGUAUAGACAUGGAACAGAAGUGUAUACAUUUAUAUAUAAAUACACACUAUAUAUAUAUAUAUAUAUAUAAAAAAAUACAAAUACUGUUUGUACUUCCGGUCCUAGUCAAUAGCUUUAGAAGUUCUUAUGAUGUUCGCGCACUUCUUUUGGUGCCUCUACGAAAACGUUCCAUUUCAACAACGAAGUGGUUUUGUGGGUUAACAAGCACAAUCAAGUAAAAGUUGAGUUUGGUUUUGUUCAUUCGCUCUGUGGGUGAUGGCUAGCAUAUAUCAGUUUGUUCUUCAAUUAAUGGCCAUUCAUUAUUUUGCGAAGAUGAUUGUAAAUAAGCUCUUUUAGCACCAGUAAAUGGACGAGUCUGUUCUGGUUGGCAUUUGUAUUAUUGUAGUUUGAUUUUUAGAGAUUCAAGACUUCUUCAGAACUAUAGAGAACCCACUAACCCAGUGUUGGACCAUUUAAAGUAAUAUGAUACUGUAUGUGUGUCCGUUCAAAUGUGUUUGUAGAAUGAGAAUCGGGCGAAUGUUGCUGAAAAAUAUGUUGAUUUCUGGCUGUAGACUGUGUUGCAGUGACUCACAAGACAAAUGAGUAUAUUAUGCUUAUUGUAGUAGCUUCAAAUAAACCGUCCUUAUUUUUCUAAACAUUAA
Messenger RNA from Rhinichthys klamathensis goyatoka, 2830 nucleotides. It is a transcript of the gene shisa6b, whose product is annotated as protein shisa-6. The coding region runs from base 44 to 1969 and encodes 641 amino acids. Gene Ontology annotation, biological process: regulation of AMPA receptor activity; regulation of short-term neuronal synaptic plasticity. Gene Ontology annotation, cellular component: postsynaptic membrane; dendritic spine membrane; AMPA glutamate receptor complex. The transcript is spliced from 8 exons. The record is from RefSeq and is a predicted model, not a curated record. NCBI's taxonomy places the organism in Eukaryota, Metazoa, Chordata, Actinopteri, Cypriniformes, Leuciscidae.